Messenger RNA from Rhipicephalus microplus (southern cattle tick), 3419 nucleotides. RefSeq names its product protein O-linked-mannose beta-1,2-N-acetylglucosaminyltransferase 1-like. Gene Ontology annotation, molecular function: beta-1,3-galactosyl-O-glycosyl-glycoprotein beta-1,3-N-acetylglucosaminyltransferase activity. NCBI's taxonomy places the organism in Eukaryota, Metazoa, Arthropoda, Arachnida, Ixodida, Ixodidae. Gene Ontology annotation, cellular component: Golgi membrane. The record is from RefSeq and is a predicted model, not a curated record. Gene Ontology annotation, biological process: protein O-linked glycosylation via N-acetylgalactosamine.
UGCCGGCAGCUCGUCGACGGCGAGUGCGGCCCCGGCGCUCCCGAGGACGGUCGCUAGGCCUAAUACCGCCUGCAUCUCUCCGCACUUUCGCCGCGCGCCCGUGCAAUUUGCAUCUUGCUCCCGUGGACGUGCGAACGCGUGGGUGUGCAUCGACGCUUGUGCGUCAACCGUGAGCGCUGGUGCGCGUUUUGAGUGCGGUUUCGUCUCUCGCAGUGCGCGUGUGUUGGUGGUGGUGUGUUGUGUGCUCUUCAUCGGCAGCGGGAACGACUUCGGCUCGGCGCGCGCCGGCGCCUCGUCGUCCUGGUGUUUCGCCGUGCUCCCGAAAGCCGCCGGCCCGGUUUGCACGCUCAAAGUAGCCAGGCAUCAUCUUCUGCCCAUUCUACAGUUCUUUGGUUCGGGCCGGUGAAAGUGGUCGCUGUUGCAACAGUCGCUUGAGCACCUUUCCGAGUGACGGUCUAAAGCCUCCCUCGUAGACAGCCAACUGCCGCUGACUUGCGUCUGAGGAUACUCCUCGGUUUCCCCCUGUCGACGAGACUCCUGAACUCGUAACUUGGGACGAGCGACUAGCCGUAAACAGUGGUUGACGACGUCCCCCGGCGUGCUUCGUGAUUGGCCACUCGGAUGGCGCGCGUGGCUGCUGCCCCGAGGGCGGUAACACCACGGCUGCCGAGCGGAGGGCGCCGCCCCGCCGGGCCGCGGGUCGCCGCCGCCGCGACUGCUGCGGCCUGAGCGGCGGCCGAGCGUCCACCGCCAUGACAGCGGUCCAGCAGUCGUCGACCGGCCCGGGCCCCGGCGGCACGGGACUCGCCGGGGCCACGCUGCUGCGAGCCGGACUGUACGUGCGACACGUGCGCCACAGGCGGUUCCUCGCCAGAACAUGUCAGUACCUGUUGCUGGCAAUCCUCUCUGUCACUGUGGUGAUCAACGUGAUGUUCAUCAUGGACACCAGCCGAAAGCUCCAAGAGGACUCGCCGUCCCAGGAAGGCCGGCACAAUGCUCUGCACCUACAAGACAGCCUGCCCAAGACACUCACAAUCGAAGUCGUCUCGAGCCAGUCCAAGGUGUCCGUCACUGUCGACGGAACGACGAUUCUGGAUGACUCAGAAGACAACAAGGGUCGUGGCAUCCACGUCCUCGUCCUCAAUCAAGCAACGGGAAGUGUCAUGGCACAACGAAUGUUUGACACAUACUCACCUCAUGAAGAUGAAGCAAUGGCUCUCUUUCUCAACAUGGUCUCUGAUGGACGGGUGCUCAUCUUCACUAUCAAAGACGAAGGUACUUUCCAAAUGAAGCAGCCAGCGAGAGACCUGCUGAAGCGACUAGGAAGUAAGAAGUCUCACGUCAUCAGCUGGAGGGACAUGUGGGGGAUGGUCACGCAGAAAGGAGGAAAAAUGUAUGGAGAGACGUACAGUAAAAGCCCCGAGUUCAACAGCUGGGGUGCACCUGUACUGCUCAAAGUCGAAGUCCCUCUGGUUCCCGUUGAAGAUAGCGAGUGUGACUGGCCCGAUAACGAGGAGAACCAGCGUCGCCGGGCCUUCUGCAACCACAUUGAGGGCUACGGCAGUGUCUGCAGUUGCGCCGACCCAGCCCCAUUGACGUUCUCGCCAGAGCCUGUCCCAAACAACAGGGUAAAAGAUGUACCAGUGGCCAUUGUUGCUAGCAAUCGGCCCCACUACUUGUACAGAAUGCUCCGGUCACUGCUGUCGGCUCAUGGGGUGAAUCCCAGAAUGAUCACAGUAUUUAUUGAUGGGUACUUUGAGGAGCCAUUGGAAGUCACGAAGCUGUUCAACAUUAGGGGAAUACAGCACACGCCAAUAGGCAUGAAGAAUGCCCGGAUAUCUCAACAUUACAAGGCUAGUCUCACUGCAACCUUCAACCUCUUUCCCGAUGCCCAGUAUGCCAUUGUAAUAGAAGAGGACCUGGAUGUAUCUCCAGACUUCUUCAGCUACUUUAGUCAAACGCUGAGGCUGCUCGAAGAGGAUGACUCCAUUUACUGCAUUUCUGCUUGGAAUGACCAGGGUUACGAGCACACAAGUGAGGACCCGGCACAGUUGUACAGAGUGGAGACUAUGCCGGGUCUUGGGUGGAUCCUCAAGCGUAGCCUGUACAAGGAAGAGCUAGAACCCCGGUGGCCCACUCCUGAAAAGCUCUGGGACUGGGACAUGUGGAUGCGGCUGCCGGACGUUCGCAAAGGGCGCGAGUGCAUUGUGCCGGACGUGUCUCGGACGUACCACUUCGGCUCGUCGGGCCUCAACAUGAACUCCUACUUCCAAGACGUCUACUUCAAGAAGCACGCCUUCAACACGCAGCCUGCUGUUCAGCUGAAGGAGAUUGACAGUGUCAAGAAGGAUAACUAUGAGCAGGUGAUCCAUGACCUGCUGAGACGAGCCAUUGUGUUGGACCACAGUAAAAGUCCAUGCGAAGAGAACUUCAUCCCUGACACAAAGGGGGAGGUCUACGUCAUGUUCUUCAAGAUGAACGGCCUCAGAGAUUUCUCUACGUGGCUCCAAAUUGCCAAGUGCUUCAAGAUAUGGGACCUCGAUCCCAGGGGUUACCACAAGAGUAUGUGGCGCCUAUUUAUGAAGGGAAACCAUUUGCUUGUUGUUGGCGUGCCAAACUCUACCUACUCGUCUUUCAAGCCAGCCAAAGUGACGCCCAUAUACCUUGAGGGACAGAAAAUAGACAAAGACCGGCUGCGAUAGUGCCCACGGUCAAGAUACUCUGCUUUCGUGAAGUGCAGGGAACUUUUUUGCCAUGACUUGCAAAGACAUCUUUUCAUUCGUGUGUGUGCGUGCGUGUACGUGUCGUUGCUAUGUGUGUGCGCGUGUGUGCAUCCAUGUUAUAUAUAUAUAUAUAUAUACAUAUAUAUAUAGUCAGUGUCUGCAACUGCUACUCGUCGACGGCUGCGCGGCGAGAACGAGACAAGUCGUGGUGACCGGUGACUGUUGUGCGAGACCCAACUGCCACGUACUGUACCGCCAAAGUGACCGUAACGUCGGCCAAAAGGACUCUACGGAGACCAUGUCGCAAGAGGUCUCAAUAUCGCGCUUGUAAUAUAGGCCUGUACAUUUCUUAGGUUCGUCCUUUUAGGUUGCGAGUAUCGUGCCUAGGUGAGUCUCCGAAAGAGACUAGCAUUGCAUGUGUAGCAAUUACCUUGUCAGAUGUGUGCCGCUGGAGCAAAGUUCGGUGGCCACUUCGAGUUGUAUAGUACUUAAGCAAACUUGUCCGAAGCCAAUGCGAAAAGAAAACGCACACCUGUAAAAGUCGUUAGGUCCGAAGUCUGCAGAGCGCUGCUAAUGCAUUGUGCUGUCUUGUUAGCCGUACUUCACAAACUGGCCUUGGAAAUCAACAUCUGACCUGUAAAAAAAAACUCAGGAUUAUAAUGGCGCUCCUUUGUGAAAUACAAAGACUUAUCGUUA